AUGUCAGACACCACUGAUCAAACCAAUCUUAUAAAUCACAACGACAAUCAAACUGCUACUUCUGCUUCUCCUUCAAAUGAUCAUAAUGAUAAUAGUCAAGGUUUAACAGUUCCUUAUUUUGGAAGUCCAUGUAUAAUAUAA
Messenger RNA from Entrophospora sp. SA101, 141 nucleotides. The record is from the annotation of a GenBank genome assembly. Lineage: Eukaryota; Fungi; Glomeromycota; Glomeromycetes; Entrophosporales; Entrophosporaceae.